AACAUCAAUCACAUUUCACGUACAUCUCUGUUUACACUCCGGUUUUUUGCUUUUGUAAUAUGUAUUGUUUUUGCUCAGCAGCGUGCAUUUACCCGAUUUUGUCUCCAAGACUUUGAAACUGUAAAAUUCCAGCUUUUUCACAAGCCAGCCGAUCGUCUAUAUUGUCUAUUUUGUAAAUUAGUACCAAAAAGCCUUACCAUUUGCACCGAGGAAAUGGAAUCGCACUCAGCAGUCAAUGUUGUUCGCUCUCAGCUUGCAGCGUUAGCUGGAGCGGGUGGUUCUCACAAAGAUCAAGCUGACAAAUACCGAUUGAUCCUGGAAAGUUUAGUAAAAUUACCCGAAGAUGAAAUAAUGGAAGCACUCAAAUUCUUCAUUGAAACCAUUGUCAAUGAAAGUGUCAGUCUUGUGAUAUCUCGCCAAAUUUUGACAGAAGUCAGUGGACAAUUAGCAAAUAUUCCAGAUUCAGUAUCAAAAGUCAUCGCUCAUUAUAUUCUAGAGAAGGUCCAACCACGUGUCAUCUCGUUUGAAGAGCAAGUAGCCAGUGUGAGGCAACACUUAGCCUCCAUUUACGAGAAAGAGCAAUGCUGGCGGGAAGCGGCAAAUGUGUUGGUUGGCAUCCCGCUUGAAACUGGACAGAAACAAUACUCAGUCGAUUACAAACUGGACACAUACAUGAAAAUAGCCCGUCUUUACUUGGAAGAUUAUGAUCCUGUACAAGCAGAAGCUUACAUAAACAGAGCAUCUCUUCUUCAGACGGAGACAAAAAAUGAACAACUGCAAAUCUACUACAAAGUUUGUUAUGCUCGAGUUUUGGAUUACCGGCGGAAAUUUAUUGAAGCUGCACAGCGUUACCUGGAACUUUCAUACCGGACAAUCAUUCAUGAAGAAGAACGUUUGACGUCUCUUAACAAAGCUGUGAUUUGCACUGUUCUAGCCUCUGCCGGUCAGCAGAGAAGUAGAAUGCUAGCAACAUUGUUCAAAGAUGAACGAUGUCAGCAAAUGCUGGCUUAUCAGAUUUUAGAGAAGAUGUACCUUGAAAGAAUCAUCAGACGCUCUGAACUACAAGGAUUUGAGUCGCUCUUAAUGCCCCAUCAGAAAGCAAUGACCAGUGACGGAUCAUCGAUUUUGGAUCGGGCAGUUUUAGAACACAACCUACUUUCAGCCAGCAAGCUCUACAACAACAUCACUUUUGAGGGUCUUGGAGCUCUAUUGGAUAUCCCAGCACUGAAAGCAGAAAAGAUCGCAAGUCAAAUGAUAACAGAAGGAAGGAUGAAUGGAUAUAUCGAUCAAAUUGAUACAAUCGUAUACUUUGAAAACCGAGAGGCUCUCCCAAUGUGGGACAAACAAAUUCAGUCUUUAUGCCAUCAAGUCAGCCAGAUCGUCGAUAAGAUUUCAAGUGCAGAGCCAGAAUGGAUUGCAAAAACAAUGGACAAACAAAUGGAACACUGAUGAACUCUCAUCAGGAUUUUGCCUCGUGAUUAUUUAAUGAUUGUACUGUUCCUUUUUACUGUAAAUUUUUUUGAACCCCCUUUAAUUUUAGUGUUAAAACAUUUUUCUAAUAAAUUUUUUGUUUCUUUUAGAAUA
Bemisia tabaci is the source of this 1584-nucleotide messenger RNA. RefSeq names its product COP9 signalosome subunit 4 (gene CSN4). The record is from RefSeq and is a predicted model, not a curated record. Lineage: Eukaryota; Metazoa; Arthropoda; Insecta; Hemiptera; Aleyrodidae. Gene Ontology annotation, cellular component: cytosol; COP9 signalosome.